AUGCGACCUCCGCCGUCCCCGCCGGACUGGCCUCGCGACGACGUCGACGACAGAGACGGCCGCCUGCCGCAGCAUGACGUUCAAGCACCUCGUCACUGGGACCUCAGCGCCGCCGUCUCCUCCUUGUCCCCCCCAUCAGCAGACGCCGGGGCCCAUCGCGACAACGACGGCGAGGCCGAAGACGGCUCUCGUUGCCUAACCGAGGCCGCCCCCGUGCCGGAUUCUCGACCCGGCGGUGAUGGCCAGGCGAUCCCGCGCGGCGACCCUCUCCAACCCGACGACGCCGACGACUUCGCCUGCAAAGCAUCCGACGACGGCUACGACUACGACUACGACUACGACUACGACUACGACUACGACUACGACUACCACUCCAACUCCGACACCGACACCGACUCCGACACCGACACCGACUCCGACUCGAGCCACGAUCCCGCACACUACCUGCAGCACCUUUCUGUCCCGUCGGAUCACGACCUGGACAUGAGCGACAGUGACGGAGGUGCUCCAUUGGACGACAUCGUUGUCGCAACCGCCCUCUUCACCUCUGCCAACCCCCUCGGCCUCGAUCCCGACUUUGACCUCGACUCGCAUGGAGCCGACGCCCAAGACUGGUAUACCGACGACGACGACGACGACCAUAAUGACCAGCCUCCUGCCCUCUAUCCCAGUACCCAAGAACACAACAGCCAUCUGCUAUCCCUCUUCUCCCUUGCGCUGCACACCCCGCACGACGUCUCUGCAUUGAUCAUGGAUGAUGAGUUCCCGGCCCCUCCUUGGGCCAACAACCCGCCGACGCCCAUGCUGGCCGACAACGUCCCACAUCAAGAGCCUCCCAGCAAUCCGAACCCGGCCAUCCUCGGCUCCGAGAAUCUCGGCCUCGUCGACUUUCUCCGCGACUGGGCUCACCGAGGCUGCUUCUCCUCGGUGACGAGACCACGGCCGCCGCACCUGCACCAACUAUACAAGCAGGCUCGCGCCACGGUCCAGAACGUCACGUACGCACAUCUCAGAGGGGAUGACUGCGAUUUUCAGGGCUUGGACUGGACCUCCAUGGAGACGACCCGCGAGGACGCCAGGAUCAGGCGCCGGCGCACGUACAAGAACUACGUGAACCGGGCAGGAUCCGACAACUGUCGACCUCAGGAUCGUCGCAUCGCCUCCAAAGACAGCUUCUUCCGCUUCAGGAAGAUGACCUUUCGCCCCGACGUCAGCCUUGCUCAUUUUCAACUGCGAAGCGUGCUCGCAUGCCCGUCUCGGACACAGGCGUACUACUCGAGUCCCAACGGCAUCACCAGGAUGAACCUGGCCUCGAAAGAGACCGACUUGGCCCUGAACCUGCGCGAGUUCCCUGCCAUGGGCGGCGUUAUAUCCACCCUGGACGCCGCCCAUGGCAUUCUGAUGGGUGGCACCUUCAACGGCGAUUACUGCAUCCAGUCGCUCGACUCGGAGGAGGCCAAGGGCUUCUCCGAAGGGCAGAUCUCGCCCGAUGGCAUCACCAACCAUUUGAGGAUUCACACGCCGCGGCGGUCUGCAAGGCCGGUGGCCAGCAUUGCCAGUAACGACCGGGGCUUCCGCGUCAUGGACAUUGAGACGGAAAAGCUAAUAUCGCAGACCAUGUACGGCUUCGCCCUCAACUGCUCGGCCUUUUCUCCCGACCGGCGGCUGCGGGUGUUGGUCGGCGACCAUCCCAAGGCUAUCAUCAUCGACGCGGACACGGGGGAGACGCUGCAGGAGCUCACGGGUCAUCAGGACUACGGCUUCGCCUGCGACUGGUCCGACGACGGCUGGACGGUGGCAACGGGCUUCCAGGACAAGGCCGUCAAGAUUUGGGACGCCCGGCGGUGGUGCAACUCGAGCGGCGUGAGCACGCCGCUGUGCACCAUUAGGAGCGAGAUGGCGGGCGUCCGUGGCUUGCGCUUCUCGCCACUGGGAAGCGGGCGGCCGAUCCUGGCUGCGGCCGAAGAGGCCGACUUCAUCAACCUGAUCGACGCCCAGACCUUCUCCAGCAAGCAGACGAUCGAUGUGUUUAGCGAGAUUGGCGGCCUCGCAUUUGCCAACGAUGGGCAGGACCUGAACGUGCUCUGCUGUGACGCUCACCGCGGCGGCCUCCUGCAGCUCGAGCGCUGCGGGGGCGGACCCGACCCGACGCCGGGCAUUGCCUGGCGGCAGUCCCGCCCCUGGCUCGCCGACGGCGGCCAAGACGGGCUGUGGCCCGAUGAGUGGUCGCGCAACCGUCGGCCGACGCUGCUCGAGGGUCCCGAGCCAUUCUAA
Hirsutella rhossiliensis is the source of this 2274-nucleotide messenger RNA. RefSeq lists its product as uncharacterized. The record is from RefSeq and is a predicted model, not a curated record. NCBI's taxonomy places the organism in Eukaryota, Fungi, Ascomycota, Sordariomycetes, Hypocreales, Ophiocordycipitaceae. Gene Ontology annotation, molecular function: protein binding. Bases 1 to 2274 code for a protein of 757 amino acids. The transcript has 3 exons.